Molecule: messenger RNA, 3191 nt
Organism: Pleuronectes platessa (European plaice)
Lineage: Eukaryota; Metazoa; Chordata; Actinopteri; Pleuronectiformes; Pleuronectidae
Gene: mdh1b
Product: malate dehydrogenase 1B, NAD (soluble)
Exons: 10
Coding region: 203-1672 (489 amino acids)
Biological process (GO): oxaloacetate metabolic process; tricarboxylic acid cycle; malate metabolic process
Molecular function (GO): L-malate dehydrogenase (NAD+) activity
Source: RefSeq, a predicted model, not a curated record
CCCGCCGUUUCCUAGCAACCAAAGUUGUUUUUCACCAUCCUAUGGAAAAUAAAAGACAAAGAUCCAAAUUUAACUUUUCCUUUGGUUUACCACAGUUCACCUCCGAACUGUGUGGUAACAAAGGCAGCUGCCUUACACAUCAGGUUCUGUUGACACCGGAAGUGCCUCGCUGUCACGAUUUGAGUUUAUUUACUGGGGAAGAAUGGCUAAAUUCGUGCUUGCUGGUCAAACGGACUGUCCUUAUUAUGCCAAAGCAGAACUUUUAGCGGACGCUCUGCAGCGAUGCCUGCCGAACUUCAGUAUCCAUAAGAUCUCCAUCCUCCCAGAUGACUGGAAGGAAUGGCUGGAUACCACUUGCAAAACUAAUAACUGGAAACACGAGGAUUCCCCUCUGGUUUGGAGGGAGCUGGUGGAGCAAGGGGGCAAAGGGAUGCUCCUGGGGGGCUUCAGUGACUUCGUGCAGCACUGUCAGGAAUACUACAACAUCACGUCUGACAUGACCAUGGACACGAUGCUGAGUAUCGCAGCAGAGAACCUGGAGGCCAAGCUGCUCUUCAUGGAGGAGGAGAAGCACCGCCUCAGCCUCAUCAAACCUCUCCACCUGUGGAUCAGCAGUGCUCUCAGCCCAACCAGCCACUUCCUGAUCCCCAACCUGCUCUCUACGAAGGUGUUCCCCCUAGCUUCUGUAAUCAGCCUCCACCUCCUGGACCUGGAGGGCGACGAGGAGGACCUGCAGGGGCUGAAGAUGGAGGCUGAGGACCUGGCCAUCCCUAUGCUCCAUCAGGUGACCGUUCACACAGAUCUGGAGCAAGCAUUCCAAGGAGCGGAUGUCAUCCUGCUCCUGGACGAGAGCUGGUCUGAGGACAGCUGCUCUGAUGAGAGCUGGUCUUAUGACAGCGACGAAGCGAACGCCGAUGAGCAGGAGAAGAAAGAGAAGAGGAUAAAUGAAAUCACUGAAAUCUACAACAAGUACGGACGACUGAUCAACUCCAGGGCAAACGAGGAGGUGAAGGUGAUCGUGGCCGGGGACUCAUUUGUCAACCUGAGAUGCUCUCUCCUUUUGGACAAUGCCAGUUCUAUUGAGACCCACCGAUUUGUCGCAAUGGCAACCCAUCUGGAGAAUGAAGCAAGGUCCCUACUGUCAAAGAAGCUGAAAGUUAUGGCGUCAGAUGUCACAAACGUCUACGUGUGGGGAAACAUCAGUGGUAGUUUCUACGUUGACGUGCAGAGGACAAAUGUUUACAACUUCGAUGGGGCAAUUAUGGGACCAGCUUUCUUUUCCCAGCCCAUCCUGACCAUCUUCCACGAAAGAAAAUGGUUGGAGACAGACUUUCAGGACUUGGUUCGAUGUCAGCAUGCAGCUGUGGCUGAAAAGACCGGCCAGGCAUCUGCCAUGUCCAACGCCAAUGGGGUCCUCACAAUCUUGAGGGCUUGGAACGGCGAGUGCAGUCCAGAUAGAGUCUUCUCUCUGGGCGUCCUAUGUCCAGGCCGCUUCAACCUCCCAGAUGGCAUCGUCCUCUCAGUUCCAGUGACCUUCACAGAUGAUAAAUGGUCCCUGUUUGAUGUGCCUGUUGGUUACACGCUGAACGAGAGACUUCAGGUUUCUGCGAGUGAACUCAUGCAGGAAAGAGAACCUGGAUCAGAAGAAUCUGAUGCCGAGCUGGACAUCUGAGAGAUUAAAACACAUGGAAAGAAAAACAGGAACCCAGCACCACAUCUUAUGUUUGUUUCAGUUUGUUCUUUUAUUCUCUUCAGUUUCACAUAUGGAGUUGCAGUUUUAUUUGACCGAUUUAAUGACAACAAAUCUUUUGCUCGCUUUGUGAAACUCACCAACAGCUGUUAUAUGUCCAGAUGUAAAAGAUCAAACUGAGUUCUUUAUGGAAAAGGGAGAAAUUAGAAAAUAUAUUCCUUUUUUUAAAGUGUACAGUUCAGUUUAAUAUAUUUGACGCGGUAUUUUAAGCAUAAAACACACGACUACCAUACACAAACUAGUCUGUUAAUAUCCUCGAAAUCCACCUAUUUCCAUUUAUAGUUCUUUGAGACGAGGACACAUCAGAACCUUAACUCCCCUUGUGGUGGAUUUAGAUAUCCAACAAACCCAAAUUCAAUUGGCUCUUCUAACCCUGAAACAUUCCGAUUAACUUUUUGUUUUUCUUUUGCAACUUUGUGUUGUACUGUCACUGACGAGGAGAACAGAGUGCGGUUUUUACAUGCAGAAUAUACACGUUCAUUUUGAGCAUUUCUACACUAUACACAAGGAGGCGUCGACUGAAAACAAAAAGGUAAAGGUUAGUACAAAGGCGAUGCACGACAACAAGAGGGGAAAUGGACAUAAAGUCUGUUAUAUAUUCAAUUUGUACAACCCACCCCUGAGAUGAAGAUGCUGAGUGGCUUACAAAAUAAAACCGGAUCUCUUUUUACAGUGGAUUAUAGUGUUUAAAUUUCUUUUUUGUCAUUUACAUCCUUUCAAAAAAUAAAGAAAAAUAAAUCUGCUCCGGUAGAAGUAUGAAUCUUUUGGAAACUUGACCUCAAAUAUUUAAAUUUAAAUACAUGCUUGCUUCAUGGCAUGCAUGGACUCGUUGUGGCACCAAGGAAGUUAUUUGGUAGAUAUACAUAUCCCAGUGAUGACUACACAUGUACAAAUAGUCGGGCCUAACGAGAAGCCGGCAUUUUUCCAUUAAAGUUGUAGAUUCAAGAAUGAAUUCAAUAACGUGUGGCUCAAUUACAAAUGGACGUGGGAAAUUAAAUUCUAUUCUCACGUGUAGAUAGAACACGAGGCAUCAGUCACAAAGAAGACAACCAGGAACAUUUCUUUUUUUUGUGUGUUUUAUCUCCCUACACUGAUGUCACUGAGCUCGACUACUUGUCAACAUCCAAAAACGUCCAAGAUUUAAGUUUUCGUUUCCAGGCAACAAGUGAACGAUGACCGAAUGCUUCCGUCAAAACUGUAACCACGGAGACACGGAUAAAGUCAAAGGAUAAAACUAUUUGAAUAACUAACUCCGGGAAUAUGGGACUACUUUUCAAACCUGGAUGUCCACGGUGUCAUCAUUAAUACGCUUAUCAUCAAUCAUCAUGGGCAACUGAAGGGAAAGAAAUUAACUCCAUUUCAGAAAAGAAAAAAACAAAGCUUUAACUGACCAUUAAAUUAAAUAAUUUAUAGUAUAUAUUAAUAGUUAUAUAUUCCAACA